UUUCUCCUGCUGGGCUUGUCGACCUUCUCUCUACUACAUUCUGCCUUCGCUGGCCUGAUGGAGUCUGGUGUCGAUAGCCGCUCAAUCAAACUCGAUGAUGCAUUCCUGGCUGUAUCUCCAGCUGAGGCUACCAUAAACUUUGAUGCCGCUCUCUCAUGCGCCUCGGGUCGCGCGCGGCUUCACGAAGACCAGAUCAAGCAGCUCGAGGAUAGACUCUCGGAGGACCUUAGUAAUUGUCGAGCGAUUGAGAGCUUGCUCAGGGAUGCAUUCAAUACUCUCAAGCGUAACCAUAGGCGCGCAGAAAGAGACGCAAUACGCACGCAUCUUCCUCACAUUGAUGCAGAACUCGACAAGUCUAUGCAGGUCCUUUCGGAUCUAGAACUUCGCCUUCCUGAAAUCCAGUCUCAGGUCGCCCAUAUACAGCAGGUAUACGAUUCCGGUCGUCGCAAGGCGCAGGAGCUCGUGCAGGACCUUGAUUGGUUGAACACCGACUUCUACGAGCGCUGGCGUAUCAUCAUAUUCACUUCGAAGAGUCCCGUCUCGUGGAGAUGGAAAGCUAUAAUGCGCUUCAUCUUCGCCAUGUGUUUCGCGCUCGCAGCCUGGUUCAGCUGGAUCGCGCUUCGUGGUGCGUACAGGGCGUAUAGGCAGAAGGUUAUGUGGGGACCGAGAUUGCCAUCAUAAUAGCCCUUCCUUACCACCUACACGCUGCCCCAUCGAACGAGUAUAGGGCGGCAGGGGCCGCAGACGUCUGUAUAUUGUAUAUUCUAUCAUAUUUUUGGUUCUCUCUCCCUCUUGUAUCUAUGUGUCUGCUACUUUACCACCUCUCCCUUUGCUUCACGUCGCCUCUACAUUUAUCUCGUCCUUUCUUUACCGCACCUUGCAGCACAGUCUCGAACCUCCAUCCAUUUCUUUCUUUCUGAAUCAUUCAGCAUCACUGUCAC
Stereum hirsutum FP-91666 SS1 is the source of this 941-nucleotide messenger RNA. RefSeq lists its product as uncharacterized. The coding region runs from base 58 to 681 and encodes 207 amino acids. Lineage: Eukaryota; Fungi; Basidiomycota; Agaricomycetes; Russulales; Stereaceae. The transcript has 5 exons. The record is from RefSeq and is a predicted model, not a curated record.